AUGGUCAUUUCUCCACAGCCAAAUGAUUCUGAGGUAUCCGGAACCAACCCUUCAAUCGCCAAAAAUUACCAAGAUAUGUUGUUUCACAUGGGAUUUCCAUCUCGCAGCAACAAGGCGGACAUCGACCUUCGCAUAUCCUUACUGGACAUACUCCCCGAGUACAUGUCGCUUAGUGGCCUGAUCCCUUCAGAACUUCAGGACAGGUGGAUGGAAAACGCAAUUCACCUCAUGCUGCAUACUGCCUUGGAGCAAGUAUUUCUUUAUGGGCAAUCAAGCCACUAUAAGCUCGAUGAAAUUUUCGCAUGGGACUGGCCAUAUGAGCAUAGUCAAUCUGAAACUUCGAGGCGAAUGGGGAAUUAUACAUGGUCGACUCUGAGGGAUGGCACCAAGCGCUCUUUACUUGCCUCAGGAACGUUUAUUUGUGAGAAGCAUCUAAGACGUGUCUCAUUCGAACAUCCAUUGUUCGACUUCGAAGGGCGUGUUUUGCAGCUAUUAAACGAUCUACUGGCCAUGUUACAAACACCUAUUCUUGAGCAGCUCGAGUCGGGCAACCUGUCUGAAAUAUCUGGAAUACAAACUCAAGAUUGGUAA
Molecule: messenger RNA, 591 nt
Organism: Uncinocarpus reesii 1704
Lineage: Eukaryota; Fungi; Ascomycota; Eurotiomycetes; Onygenales; Onygenaceae
Exons: 1
Coding region: 1-591 (196 amino acids)
Source: RefSeq, a predicted model, not a curated record